Messenger RNA from Vicia villosa (hairy vetch), 565 nucleotides. Its product is annotated as MADS-box transcription factor 23-like. Gene Ontology annotation, molecular function: DNA-binding transcription factor activity, RNA polymerase II-specific; protein dimerization activity; RNA polymerase II cis-regulatory region sequence-specific DNA binding. Lineage: Eukaryota; Viridiplantae; Streptophyta; Magnoliopsida; Fabales; Fabaceae. The transcript has 4 exons. The coding region runs from base 128 to 565 and encodes 145 amino acids. Gene Ontology annotation, biological process: positive regulation of transcription by RNA polymerase II. Gene Ontology annotation, cellular component: nucleus. The record is from RefSeq and is a predicted model, not a curated record.
ACUCCUCGAUCAGCACAACAUAAACAGCCUUGGACUUCUACAAAAACCACUUUCCCACACACCAUCUUUUUCCACCCUAGUACACACCCUUUUUAGUUUCAGCAUCCCCUCUCCUAAUUGAAUAAAGAUGGGGAGAGGAAAGAUUGUGAUCAGAAAGAUUGAGAAUUUGACUAACAGGCAAGUGACUUUCUCAAAACGAAGAAAAGGGCUGAAGAAAAAAGCUCAAGAAUUAUCCAUUCUUUGUGAUGCACAAGUUGGAUUGAUUUUGUUCUCCGCUACUCAUAAGCUUUAUCAUUUUGCAAGCUCCAGCAUGGAAUCAAUUAUCGAUUGUUAUAAUAAGUUAACUAAGGAUCACCAUCGGGCAAUAGAUACUACUUUGAACGUUAAGUUUUGGCAAAGAGAAGUAGCAAGCUUGAGGCAACAAUUGCAGCACUUGAAUGAUAGCCAAAGGCAAUUGAUGGGCCAAGAACUAUCUGGUUUGGAAUUUACUGAGCUGCAGCAUCUAGAAAGUCAAUUGGAGAUGAGUUUGAAAAGCAUUCGCACCAGAAAGGUAUUAGUUUUUUGA